AUGGCAUCAACAUUUCUCACCGUACCAACACCCUUCCUACACAAAACCAAUGCCAUCUCUUUCUCUAACAAGAGACCCUCAUUUUUGCAGAGGGGCUCACUGAAGGUCAAUGCGAUUGCUAAAAAAUGGGAACCUACAAAGGUUGUGCCUCAGGCUGAUAGAGUUCUUAUUCGUUUGGAGGAUCCAUCAGAUAGAACAGCAGGGGGAGUUUUGCUGCCCAAAUCAGCUGUGAAGUUUGAGCGAUAUCUUGUGGGAGAAAUCCUAAAUGUUGGUGCUGACGCUGGUGAACUAAAGGCUGGAACAAAGGUACUAUUCACUGACAUGAGUGCUUAUGAGGUGGAUUUGGGGACUGAUGCAAAGCACUGCUUCUGUAAAGCAAGUGACUUGUUGGCUGUGGUUGAGUAG
Sphenostylis stenocarpa is the source of this 405-nucleotide messenger RNA. Lineage: Eukaryota; Viridiplantae; Streptophyta; Magnoliopsida; Fabales; Fabaceae. The record is from the annotation of a GenBank genome assembly.